AGAGCUUUUAGUAUUUGACAUGAAGGAUUGGCCCAAAAAUAUAUAAUCGUUUUCGUGAUAAAAGAAACCACAUUUAUUCUCCCUACCACCAACAGUCAGGACGUUCUUCAACUAAUUUCACCUCGUAUUUCAAUAGAAAAUUCAAAAAUAAUUUUUAUAUCUGUAUUAAUUAAAAAAGGACCCCAGCAGCCUAGGAUUACUCGAUCUAAUUUUUACAAAUAAAUAGUUUGUUACUCAAAUAUUAAUAUCUCCUUGCAAUGGAAGCUGUGUCUUGUCCAAAUUCUAUCCAAUCCGUCUUCACAAAUCCAAUUAUCCUCUCAAACAUUUUUGCUCAUUUGGACAUCCACUGCGUCAAAUCGUUCCGAACAGUUUCCAUAAUUUGGAACACUAUUGGAGCUUCAGUGAUCGGGUCGAGGACCAUCUUCCGGAUUGGAACCUUCCUCAACAUUUCCAAACCACCGGAAGAUAUUCAAAAAAUAAAUCCCGCCGUGAUCAAACGGGUCACUGUAGGAUACCCGCACUUUGGUUGGUGUAACACGUUCACUCUGGCGACGUCGAAAUGGUGGCGGCAAAUCCAGGAAAUUCAUCUAAUCAUGACUCCAAACAUUUGGCCAGCAUUCGUAGAAAUCUUGGUGGCUGACGGACUCCCAAGUUUGGUCAAGUUGGCACUAACAAAAUCACAUUAUGAACAAACAAUUCCAAAUUUUGGACCAGUCCCCCUCAGAAAUCUGAAAGCAUUCGAGUUCCACCAGAUGAAAGACGCUGAAAUGCACAAUGUGAACAGCAAUAUGCAAACCAUAAUCUAUUCAGCGCCAAAUCUAAACAUUUUGAAAAUUCAUGGAGAUUUUUUCCCAGAUUUGGGAAAAUGUGCGAAAACUCUAAAAACUUUGGAAUGGUUCGCAGUAUCGUCACGUGGUGAGAGAAAUCGAAGUUUGGAACCUCUUCACAGCAUCUUAAUUCAAGUUGCUCCCACAUUGGAGCAUCUCAGCCUGGGAAUCAAUCAUUCUAAUUAUUAUAAGACGACAGAUCAUCUCCCGACCGCUCGUUUUCCAGCGUUUCCAAGACUCUUGUCCUUACAGAAUUUGGCCUCCGAUAUUUUCAAAAUUGAAGAGUCUCUAGAUCUAAAAAACUUCCCCAGGUUGGUCACCCUUUCCCAGGAGGUGUUCGGCCUAACGAGAGAACACGUACGGCCGGACGUGCGCAGGGAUGGCCCUGCGAAUAGUGGGGUUCGACAUGAAGGCAUAACAAAACUCAAAGUGGGAAAUAUCAGCAACCUCAAAAUGGUUUCCUUGGAGCCCAGAAAAUUUCCUAGUGUGAAGCAAUUGACUUUAGAAAUCCUGCCUCACGUGGGGGUGGACGACGAAUAUUUGGCGAAAAAUGAAUACCUAGUGAAGAUUAUUCAGGUGUGCGGCUUAUGGAAGCACCUGACCCGCUUGGUCAUCCUGUUGGGCAUCCAUGAAAUGGGAUUAAAGGACGUAGUGGAAGCGCUGCAUUCGUCCUUAGGCGUGAUAUCUGGCCUAACAGAAUUAAAAAUUGACUGCCGCGACGACAUUGCACACGCUUAUGAAAUUGGAAAACAACGGACCGUAUUCGACGAUCUGACCUGCGAUGGUGGAAGGUUGUAUGAGUUCAUUUCGAGUUGUGGCGCCCUUAAACGGCUAACUUUUCAAGGAAUUUGGUGGAAAUCUACAUCCAUGGUUCGCAUCUUGGACUUCUUAGCAAAGAGAAGGUUAUUUUUGAAAUAACCUUUGGUUAUUUUUUUGGAGUAGAAGUCGAACUUUGCGAUGUCCUGUUUUGCAAUUUAUUCACAGUUCACGAUUACCAUUUGAAUUUAUUAAACUUAACAGUAAUAAUUUCAUUUUCUUCCACUUUUGUAAUUUCAGGAAAUCUAACGUUUUUUUACAAUUUUAUUUAUGAAAUAUAUCACAAUUCGUUCCCUUAAUCGUUGUGAUAGAGAUUUGUGUAGAAUUUGGCUGAUGAAUUAAUAUAACAAAAAAUGUGCAGCUCACUAAGUGUCUCAUAAUUGGAUAUAUACGCACAUAAAGCUGCAUGACCUGAUUUCCCAAAACCUGCAGCAAUUAAUCGGAAAAUUGGCUUCCCUAUGAUGACAAUCAGACGGACUAUCUCCACGUAAAUGCUGAUAUAAGACCAGUUUUAAAAAGAGCCUCGGCUUUGCGCUAUAUUUAGUCUCACAUCACGUGCGUUAAUUCCGAAAAGCAAUUAAAAUGAGUUCCAAUUAGAGAA
Molecule: messenger RNA, 2244 nt
Organism: Folsomia candida
Lineage: Eukaryota; Metazoa; Arthropoda; Collembola; Entomobryomorpha; Isotomidae
Exons: 6
Coding region: 258-1745 (495 amino acids)
Source: RefSeq, a predicted model, not a curated record